AUGGCAUCCAAAUCCCUGGCGACACCAAAGAGAACCAGGCACGGCGGCGAUGGCGCCUCGACUACCACCCCCGUCGACCCAGCGGCACCAAGGAAAACCUGGCGCGGCUGUGAUGGCGGUUCAAUUUCUGCUUCCGUCGAGAAAUUCGGACCGCAUGCCCCGUCUGCUUUGUCGGUUCAGAACAUUCUGGAUUUGAAAGCGAAGUACGGAUUUCCCGACGAGGUCAACCUGAUCCUUCCCGAUCCCGAUUAA
Arabis nemorensis is the source of this 252-nucleotide messenger RNA. The record is from the annotation of a GenBank genome assembly. NCBI's taxonomy places the organism in Eukaryota, Viridiplantae, Streptophyta, Magnoliopsida, Brassicales, Brassicaceae.